AAAUGUUAGGCACAGCCAAUAUGAAGAAGCGAGAGAAAAUAGUUAUGAAGCAAGAAGAGAUAUUUAAGAAAAUGAUUAGAAGCAGAAUCAGCAGACUUUUGAGUCUAUGAUGAGAGAGGAGGAAGCAUAAGAGCAAUUUUAGGAUAAUUUUAAAAGUUAAGGAAAAGAAAAUUAUGAAGUUUCGUGGGAAUAUGAUUGAAGGUAUUGGGUAUGAUGAGCUGAAGGUGGUUGAGCCCGUGUUGGAGUGAGGCAGGAGGUUGCAGAAAUUUACUAGAAUAAUGAAGCCGAAGGAAAUAAAAUAUAUGGAUUUUAGAGGUGAUAGCUUAUAAUAAAUUCUUCAAGAUAUACGGAUGGCUUACAUUUUUCUGAUUGUAUGUUUGACUCGAAAGGAAUGAAGAUUAAGGAUAAUAUUGUGUUCAAAACUACUUUACUCUCUCUUGAAGGAUGUGGAAAAGAAUCUACAGGCAACUGGACGGUAAAUACGAGCCAAAUCCCCUCCUUUUUUCAUGCUAUUUCUAACUCUGGAUUGUCUAAAUCUCUGAAAAGGAUUGAGUUAGGAAAAUGAAAUCUUACUUCAGACCAAGUUCAGCAUUAUAUCGAGAGUAGCUUUUUAGGAGGAGUUAUUGUUUCAUUUCAACAAAACUCUACAAACAAUUCUUAUGAAUGUACUCUUGGGAAGAAGCCUGAAUACCAAAACCCCACCGAGAAAAUAUCUAAAAAUUGCAUCAUUCAAUAAUUAAAAAAA
Molecule: messenger RNA, 745 nt
Organism: Moneuplotes crassus
Lineage: Eukaryota; Ciliophora; Spirotrichea; Euplotida; Euplotidae
Source: the annotation of a GenBank genome assembly